AUGAAGCUACUUCUACUACUUGGUCUUUUCCUUUUCACAGUUUAUGGAACCUCUUUGCGGAGGGGACGACGAGAACACAAAAUGGACAACUGGAUGACCGAAGAGCAAAAAGCAGAUUUGGCUGAACUGAAGAAAAGCGGCUCUCUUGAUGAAAUGAAGAAAAAGAUCAUGGAAAUGUACAGUGCGCUUCCGGAAGAGAAAAGAAAGGAAUUAGAUGCACAUUACAAACAGGAAUGUGCAAAUUGGGUGAAAAAGGUGGCCACUCAAGAAGAAAUGGCUGAGCUCAAAUCCCUUCAUGAGGCCGGGAAUAACAAAGAAGUUUUGGCAAAACUAACCGACUACAAGACGAGACUCGAUGCUGAGGAGAGAAAAAUGGUUGAUGUUUGGGCGGGUGAAUGCAAAGAGUUAUGGUUCGGAAAAACGACGACAAUGAAACGAAAAAGAAAAGACAUCAAUACACUCAUCGAUAAACAUCUCUCUUGGUUGACCGAUGCGCAGAAACAAGAGAUCAGAGAUUUGAAAGCUGCUGGGAAAUCGAACACAGAGAUCAAGGAGAAAGUACUCACUUUCUUCCAAAAUCUCGAUGGAGAAGCAAGAAAAAAAACGCAGAAGAAAUUGACUGAUGAUUGCUAUGCUUGGCUGAGCAAAGUCGCGUCGAAAGCCGAGAUCGACGCUCUUCACAAAUUGCACGAGACAGAUCAUGCACAAUGCAAGACGAAUGUCCGCGAAUACAUUAAACGUCUUCCAGAGAGCGAACAAGAUGGAGUUUUGAAGAACCUACCGUUCUGCGAGAAGAUCUGGUAUGGAGAUCACGAUCAUUCCGGACAUUCGGCACAUGGAUCACAUCAUGGACAUCAUAAAUUCAGAAGAACCCUUCACCACUCUCGCAGAGCUCGUCGCCACGAGGAUCACAAUUUAGAGAACAGUCUAAAGGAGACUUUCGAUUGGUUGUCUGAUGAGCAGAAAAAUGUGAUUCGUGGAUUGGAAAAUGAUAAAGCGGCUCUGUACAAAAAGCUUGGGGAGUUCUUCAAAGAGGCGCCCGUCGACGUGAAACCAAUUGCUGUCGAGAAAAUGAAAAAUGCUUGCAGGCACUUGAUGGCUGAUGCAAUUGGUGAGGAGAAAGUCGCCGAGUUGAAGAAACUUCGCGAAACCGGAGCUGCUAAUGAACAAAUUGGAGCCAAGGCUGAAGAGUAUCUCGACGGAGCGGCCGAGAGCCCGGCGAAGGCUCGUAUGUUGGAGGCGAAAGAAGGAUGCACGAAAGUGUACUACUGGAAAGCGGAA
Mesorhabditis belari is the source of this 1281-nucleotide messenger RNA. NCBI's taxonomy places the organism in Eukaryota, Metazoa, Nematoda, Chromadorea, Rhabditida, Rhabditidae. The record is from the annotation of a GenBank genome assembly.